CAAGCCAUUCUUCAAGGGCUCGGGUCCCAUAAUGCUGAUUAAAGGUCAGAUCCAUCCCCUGAAUGAGGUUGUCCAGAACCUGAGAGAGCUGGGGUGAGAUUUUAUGGCUAGAAUGGACUGGAGAUUACUCCACCCGCCUCCCCGAGCGCGCACACACGCCGUCAGGUUGAGUUUCACAUAGUAGGACCCCCGAUGGAAGCUGUUGUGCCAGCGCUGAGCGUGUCAGCAUCCUCGAGGGACCCACAUCCCUGAAAUCCGAGGAAAGCCCUGCCCACUCACUCUCUGCUCCUCUUUGGGGUCACCCCUGCCUGUCGGACCUCAGUCCUACAGUGGCAGCCUAGUUCAACAAAGAAACAAGACAAUGAUACUCACUUUUGUGCUGGGCAGCGGCCCUCGGAGCGGGCCUUCACUCCGGCCCCUCUUGGGGUCCUCAUUGUCACUCCGGGUUCGCUCAACAUCAGCCACCGAUACACACCAUGUAGAGCUGGCCAGGGAACGCUCCAAGACUGUCACCUCCUUUUACAACCAGUCAGCCAUUGACGUGGCAGCAGAGAAGCCCUCAGUCCGCCUCACUCCCACUAUGAUGCUUUAUUCUGGCCGUUCACAGGAUGGCAGCCACCUUCUGAAAAGUGGCCGCUACUUGCAGCAAGAGUUACCAGUGAGGAUUGCUCACCGCAUCAAGGGCUUCCGCAGCCUUCCUUUCAUCAUCGGUUGCAAUCCCACCAUACUGCAUGUGCACGAGCUAUACAUCCGGGCCUUCCAGAAGCUGACAGACUUCCCUCCGAUCAAGGACCAGGCAGACGAGGCCCAGUAUUGCCAGCUGGUGCGACAGCUGCUGGAUGACCACAAGGAUGUGGUGACCCUGUUAGCUGAGGGUCUUCGUGAGAGCCGGAAACACAUAGAGGAUGAAAAGCUGGUCCGGUACUUCUUGGACAAGACUCUGACUUCAAGGCUUGGGAUCCGCAUGCUGGCUACUCACCACCUGGCACUGCAUGAGGACAAGCCUGAUUUUGUUGGCAUCAUCUGCACUCGUCUGUCACCCAAGAAGAUUAUUGAGAAGUGGGUGGAUUUUGCCAGACGCCUGUGUGAGCACAAGUAUGGCAAUGCCCCUCGAGUCCGCAUCAAUGGACAUGUGGCUGCCCGUUUCCCCUUCAUUCCCAUGCCGCUGGACUAUAUCCUACCUGAGCUGCUCAAGAAUGCCAUGAGAGCCACCAUGGAGAGUCACCUAGAUACUCCCUACAAUGUUCCAGAUGUGGUCAUCACCAUCGCCAAUAAUGAUAUUGAUCUCAUCAUCAGGAUCUCAGACCGGGGUGGAGGAAUUGCUCACAAAGACCUGGAUCGGGUCAUGGACUACCACUUCACCACAGCUGAGGCCAGCACCCAGGACCCCCGAAUCAGCCCCCUCUUCGGCCACCUGGAUAUGCACAGUGGCAGCCAGACAGGACCUAUGCAUGGCUUUGGCUUCGGGUUGCCCACGUCCAGGGCCUAUGCGGAGUAUCUCGGUGGCUCCCUGCAGCUGCAGUCCCUGCAGGGCAUUGGCACAGAUGUCUACCUGCGGCUCCGCCACAUUGAUGGCCGGGAGGAGAGCUUCAGAAUCUGACUGCGGAGUUUGGCCUGCUAGCCUGCCACACUCCUCCUAGGACCCUCUGGGCCUGGUGGGGGGCCACUACGCUGCAUACACUGCUGCUUGGGGCUCAUGGCCUCAGACAGGUGGACUUCCAUGGAGCUGGGCACCACUCCUCCUCACUGGGGCCUCUGCUUCCUACUCCAAGUCUUGGAGGGAGGAAGCAGGAGCCCCUGAGGCCUCCAACACCAGCUCCGCUGUUCUCAGUCUUGAGGAUCCUUCUUUGACCUGCUGUUUAUUAAAGUUUGCAUUUUGAAUGCC
Molecule: messenger RNA, 1885 nt
Organism: Mesocricetus auratus (golden hamster)
Lineage: Eukaryota; Metazoa; Chordata; Mammalia; Rodentia; Cricetidae
Gene: Bckdk
Product: branched chain keto acid dehydrogenase kinase
Exons: 12
Coding region: 362-1600 (412 amino acids)
Biological process (GO): regulation of glucose metabolic process; protein phosphorylation
Cellular component (GO): mitochondrion
Molecular function (GO): pyruvate dehydrogenase (acetyl-transferring) kinase activity
Source: RefSeq, a predicted model, not a curated record